AAAUAACCAGUAAUACCCAACGUGACUAUUGUUGUUCCGCGCACCGAGACGUGGCAGGCGGCGGGUCGUUGUUGACAUCAGGGGGAGAAGUGUUGCGGCGCCUCGUGUUGCUGAGACUGAUUAGAGGCUGACAGGAUGAUCUCCGACGUGCAGCUGGCGGUGUUCGUCAACAUCCUGGGCGUGACGCUGUUCCUGAUGGUGGUGCUGUACCAUUACAUUGCUGCCAACAACCCCAGGAGCCACUAGCUGAGAGAGGACGCCAGGUGGGUAGCGGUCGGGGGCAGGGAGGCAGAAGACCAAGCAACAGCACCAGUAACAGCCGCCGCCAUGGUGAAGCGUUACUACUGUGACUUCUGCGACCGCGCUUACCCCUACAGCGUCGACGCGUUCAGGAAGCACCGCAACGGCCACCAACACCAGAAGCUGCGCCGCGCACACUAUGACCAAUUUAAAAGUGCACGGGAGAGAUUGGAGGACGAGACUAAAAGGGAAAAGUGUCGCCGUUUUUUCUCUGGGCAGACGUGUUCCUUCGGAGAUACUUGUGUGUUCUCCCACCUCACCCAGGCCGGCUCCCAGGAACUCCAGCAGCAAGCCUGGGAGGAGGAGGAAGAGGAGAGAAGGAUGCAGCUCCCCACGCCAAUUCGAGAGGGACGAGAAGUGUCCGUCGAGGCUUGGCUCAAACAGAGGGACACCCUACCUAUCAUGCCCUCCCUUGUACCUGACACCCUGCCUGGCCCCUCCUCCACCACCCGGGACCCUGCUUCACACUUAACCGCUGGCCCUGUCCUCAUGUCCACCUCCUCCUCAUCCCUGCUUUCCUCCCUGCCCAGUCUUCCCCAAUCCCUUCCUCCUUCCCUCUUUCCGCCCACCAUGGAAUCGCUGUUGGGGGUUGAGUUUGCUAAGUGGGGGUGAAGUUUUUUUUUUUCUUUGUCGUAAGUUUUCAUUCCAUUCAUUGUGUUACGACUAGACAGAGAAGUGAAGGUUAAGUUUCUAUGGGAGCUGAGGUCAUAAACACAAAUAAUAUAAAUGGUUUUGGUUCAUUAUGGGCAGCGUUUUCCAUUUGUUGUUUUUGUUACUAUUUGAACAGUGAGAGAGAGAGAGAGAGAGGGGUAUGUAUUGAUGAUUUACAUAUGAAUAAAAAAAGAAAUGUUAA
Molecule: messenger RNA, 1153 nt
Organism: Eriocheir sinensis (Chinese mitten crab)
Lineage: Eukaryota; Metazoa; Arthropoda; Malacostraca; Decapoda; Varunidae
Product: zinc finger matrin-type protein 5-like
Exons: 5
Coding region: 328-912 (194 amino acids)
Cellular component (GO): U12-type spliceosomal complex
Molecular function (GO): metal ion binding
Source: RefSeq, a predicted model, not a curated record